GAGUUGUAGUACGACUGGUUCCGCUUGUCACGUUACUGGAGACGCCGGUGUCUCGGUGUCCGCGGGGGCGGGGCCGGCCCGCUCCCCGCACUCGGCGCCAUGGCCGGCGCCGGCAGGAAGAAGCAGGUUCGCUUCGCCCGGCCGGAGGCGGAGGACGGGCGGCGGGGCGGCGAGGGGCCGGCGGCGGAGCAGAGUCUCCUCCCGGAGCCCGCGCCGCGGCCUGAGGUGAUCGUAGCCGGCGGCGGCGGCAGGAGCCGGGCCGGGGAGGGAGCGACGCUGCUGCUGCGAUGGUGCAUCUCCGGGGUGCUGUGCUCGGCCUUCCUGGGCCUGGGUAUGAGCAUUGCUGUCUUGGGACCUACAUUUCAAGAUUUGGCUGCAAAUGUGAAUAAAAAUGUCAGUGAUAUUUACUACAUUUUCGUGGGUCGUUCUCUGGGGUACCUUGGUGGUUCAGUGAUUGGAGGGAUUAUCUUUGACUGCGUGAACCCUCAUCUCCUCUUGGGGUUAACCAUGCUGGGAACAGCAGUUGGUCUUUAUGCCAUACCAUGGUGUAAGAAAGCGCUAUUGUUAACUGCCCUGAUGUCAGUCAUUGGGACUUCCAUGGGUGUUCUAGACACAGGUGGAAAUGUCCUUGCAUUGAAUAUAUGGGGAGCAGAGGUUGGACCACAUAUGCAGGCCUUACACUUCAGUUUUGCACUGGGUGCCCUUGUGGCCCCAAUCCUGACAAAAAUGGCAUUGGGCAGCUUCAUAUCUCCUAAAGUCCACACAGAAGAUGAAAAGACAAACCACUCUGUUCCGAGUGAUAUACCUAACGCACUGACUGGAUCAGCACUGAAACUGCAUUCUAAUGUGAGCUUUAUGUGGUCCUACAUUGUCAUAGGGACCUAUAUUUUGAUAGUUUCUUUGUUGUUUGUUGUUCUGUAUUCAAGGACCGGCUCAGCACGAGAAAAAGCAAAAUCUUCUCUGCAGAAAUGUCAAAUUGCCAAAUACCACUAUGCCCUUCUCAUUCUCCUUUUCCUUUUCUUCUUUUGCUAUGUAGGAGCAGAGGUCACCUAUGGCUCUUACAUUUUCAAUUAUGCAGAGGUUUAUGCAGACAUGAAAGAAAGUGAAGCAGCUAGUUUGAACUCCCUUUUUUGGGGAGCAUUUGCAGCUUGCAGAGGACUGGCAAUCUGUUUUGCUACCUGUUUAUACCCUGGUACUAUGAUUCUGCUGAGUGUCAUAGGUUCCACUGUCUCCUCUCUGUUCCUGGCACUGUUGAGUAAGCAUCCAAUUUCGCUCUGGGUUGGAACAGCAGUGUAUGGUGCAUCAAUGGCUACCAUCUUUCCAAGUGGCAUUUCCUGGAUUGAACAGUACACCACCAUACAAGGAAAGUCUGCUUCUCUCUUCGUAGUUGGUGCUGCCUUGGGGGAGAUGUGCAUUCCAGCAGUGGUUGGGUUCCUUGAAGGAAAACUUCACAAUGUCCCUGUGAUGAUGUAUGCUGCACUGGGAACAUCUGUAGUGACAGCAGUACUAUUUCCUGUAAUGUAUAAAUUAGCCACUUCUCCCAGUGAGAGUAAGUUAAAAGAUGGUGGUGGGAGCGAGGACCAGAAAGCUUUGUUGUCCAACUUUGAACUUAAUGAAGAUGAGGAAGAUGAAGAGGAUGCAGGAGAAUGGAAUGAAGCAGACUUUGAAGUAAUUGAAAUGAAUGAUACAGUGAGAAACUCUGUGGUAGAGACAUCUCAAAAGAUCCCAGGGGAGUCCCCAGCUAAAGUGUCCAUGCAGCCACCUUCAAACAUAUUUAGUUCUUCUCCAGUGAUUGCUCUUAGCUCCCCAGGGAGAAAGCAGUUCAAUAGAGACAGAGAGAAGAAUGAUUAAAGUAAAAUCUAGGCUUCUUACUUGAAAUGACUGCCUGGCUUCUGUAAGGUAAUAAACACAAUCAAAUUAGCUGUAUUUGUAAAGUGAUUCAGAAUUUUAAUAGUGGUACAAAUCCAAGAGUUUCCACCUCCGUGCUUGCCAAAUCGCAGUUUAUGCUUAUUCAUUUUAGUCUGCAACCAUGCAUCCUGGAGUGAAAAAGAAUGUGUAUGUUGGACAUACUAAAGAGGGAAUCCGUGGUAAUAUGAUCAGGUGUUGUGUCAUGGAACUAAAAGCAAUUUAGACUAAACAUAUGGGAAACAUUUCUUAAAUGUAAAGAAAGAAAAUGAUGGGCACCCUAAUGUAACUUAAAGUGAGACUGUUCAGAGUAUUUUAACCAUAUUUUUAGAACAAUCCUGCAUUGGUGGGAAUAGAUCAGGACGCACAGUGAUCUUAAUUGAUCACCCUCAUACAAAUCAGAGAAGAAUCUUGAACUUCUUGAAUCUAGUGAAGGGGAUAUUUCCAUGCACUUAAAGUCUGGGAUGUAACAUAAACCAUGAAAUUACUGGUAAGUUAAACACCAAGGUGUUAGUUGUGUCCUUGUCCUUUUGGGAAAGUGGAAAAGUUGAUAGCUCAACAGCUUUAGUUAAUGGAUGUAUUGUUGACUUUGUCUGGGAAUUUCCUGGUUUUGUCAUUUUUAUGUAAUGUUGUUUAAACAUAGAUUUCUGUGUUUAGUUCAUUUUAAAUCAUGGAAACAUCAAAUAUGUUACACUGGAAUAAAAUAUUUAUUUAGGGAGGUUUUAAAAAAUGUGUAUUAUGUACUCUUUCCAAGGUUGCUUUGAAGAACAAAAUGGUUUGUCACACAUCUGCAUUUUUUUUAUUUUGCGAUGGUGGAGAGAGAGGACAAGGGAGUUUUUAAAGUAGUUGUGCUGAUCUGCUAUAAUUUUUAAUUCUUGAUUGUUGAGCCAUUAUUAGCUACUUUUUAAUCAGUGUUUGAUAACUAACCACUGGUAUCACAGGCAGUAUACACAGUAGUGUAGUCACUUACGUAUCAGAGGGGUAACCGUGUUAGUCUGGAUCUGUAAAAGCAGCAAAGAGUCCUGUGGCACCUUAUAGACUAACAGACGUUUUGGAGCAUGAGCUUUCGUGGGUGAAUACCCACUUUGUCAGAUGCAUGCUCCAAAACUUCUGUUAGUCUAUAAGGUGUCAUAGGACUCUUUGCUGCUAGUUACUUUACAUACCAAAGCUAAAUUUCAAAGGCAAUUUUACCGUUCUGGUAGGGUGACAAGAUGGCAAGUGUGAAAAAUCGGGAUGGGGGAUAAUUGGAGCCUAUAUAAGAAAAAGACCCCAAAAUCGGGACUGUCCCUAUAAAAUUGGGACAUCUGGUCACGCUACUUUUUAGUAACCAAUAACGCCUAGUCCAUAGUAUUGACAGAGGACCUUAACUCUCAAACCAGAUUGUUCAAACAAAAGUUUUAAAGAUCUGUUCUGGCUUUCCCUGAAGUUAAUAGCAAAAAUCCAGUGGGAGCACAUACUUCUCUAGAAAAAGAAAAUACAUAUCUUUUCAAAGCGAAAUGUGCAAAGCUUAGUCUAUGGCACACUUCAAUAGCUGUUUACUUACCUCUGGAAAAUUAAUAGGUUACAGUUACUAAUGAAACCUUCCCUUUUCUAACAGCCAGAGUACUGAGUGCAAUCCAAGUUCUGAAAGGUACCAGAAGGUGACCUAUAACUGCUUCUUUUGUGCAAGUUGGACUGGUGCCCUCUGCUUUUUACUCUGGUAACAUUGUAAUGUUUCAGAUACUUUGAGAUGAUGUAUUUGGAUGCUGCCUUAAGAGAAGGUCCAUGUUUUGCACAGAUGAGGUACAGUGCAGCGUUUCAUGUAGUAUUUAUCAACAUCUUGGGGGUGUGUGUAAGAUUGGAAAUACCAUGCUGGGGGAGGGAGGAAACACUGAGUGUUAGCAAAUAAAUAAAUCACCAUAGUGCCAAGAACAGACAAAUAUAGAAAGUGUUGCUUAGAAUUAAUUUGGAGCCUUCCAUUUAAUGCAGUCCGUCUAUUUGAAAACCCAGAUUUUGAAGGCAGCUUUUUCUGAGGCUGCAUGAUCAAAACUUGCUGUUUGUAUUGCUCAUUGGAUAGUUAAGAUUUUGCUGGUAAUUUACUUUUGUAGUAAGGGUGGCAGUUUGUUUAUUUACAUUUGGAGCGUUUCUGUUAUGUGGUAUAGGAUCUUUCUUUAGAAGUUUGGGUUUAUGACUGACUGCUUCCCCUCUUCUCCCCUCCGCCCCCCCAAACAAAUUUCGCUUUCCUCUGAAAUCUGAGGGGAAGAAAUAGAGCCAUCCUGGAAAACUUUUGCAGUUUAUGGUGAGAGACAAUGAAAUCUAGAAGACAUUUCCCCUCCCCACUA
Molecule: messenger RNA, 4226 nt
Organism: Mauremys reevesii (Reeves's turtle)
Lineage: Eukaryota; Metazoa; Chordata; Testudines; Geoemydidae
Gene: SLC60A2
Product: major facilitator superfamily domain containing 4B
Exons: 4
Coding region: 100-1851 (583 amino acids)
Biological process (GO): transmembrane transport
Cellular component (GO): membrane
Source: RefSeq, a predicted model, not a curated record